AUGAAUAGAAGAAAAACAGUCUCAAAGGAAGCUGUAAUAGAUGUUGAGGAUCAAAUCAACUAGAAAGAAUAGAUGUUUGCACCUGUCAUCUAAGUAUACAGAGAUAAUCUCAAUCUAACUGAUAUAUAAGUAGAUUCCAUUACUAGUAUCAUGUAAAAUAUAGAGAUCUUUAAAACUUGGUGUCCAGAAUCAAGUACAUUGUUUGAGUUCACUCGUUUAAUUUGUUAAAAUCUAUAGUAUGAAAGGAUUCAAAAAGAGAAUGCAGUAUUUCAUAUAGGUUUAUAUUUACCACUAUUUCAAGGUGAACAAGGAGACAAAUUCUAUAUAAUCCUCACUGGGAGAGCAGGUGUAUACAUUCGUAGAUAGCAACAAUAAAUAGAAGCUGAAGAAAGUGCUAUGCUUCCAAAAAUCGAAAAAAUUCUUGAAAGACUGCAAAUUAAAACAAUCGAUGAAAUUGAAUAAGAUCAAAAAUUGUCCUUUUAUGAAAAACUUAUCAAAAAACAAUCUAAACCAGUAAAGCAAAUAGAAGCAGAACUGUUAUUGUUAUAUGUUGGUAAUUUUGAUAUGUAUUUUACUAUUAAUGGAAUAUGUAAAUUCUAGUAAUUGUCACAAGUACAUUCUGGUCUCUAUUUUGGAGACAUGGCUUUGACAACUGAUAAACCUAGAGCAGCUAGCAUUAUUGCUGUAACUGAUGUCUAAGCUUUAUCGCUUAAUAAAGCCAAUUUCAAAAAAAUCUUUGAGAAGUAGAUUAAAACACAAUAAGAAAAAAUCGAUUAUUUUCUUAAAAUGUUUCCAACUAUGACUAAAUUCAAAAUGAGUAAACUGAUUAUGUAUUUCACUUAAUACAAAUAUCCAGUCAAUUAUACAAUCUGGAAAUAAAAUGAUGUUGUCGAUGGAUUCUUCCUCUUAAAAGAUGGAGAAAUUCAACUUUAAUAGACUGUUGAUUUUAAUCCACUUCUUAAAUCUGAAUAGAAUCAAAUUAUUUUGUCUCCUAAAAAAGAGAAAUCCAAUCAGAAAGAACUCAUUACAAUAGCUCAUCUUACAGGUGGAUGUUUUGUUGGCGAAACUGAUAUUUAUUUGUAAAACGAAAGAAGAGAUUACGCUGUCAAAACUAUUACCCAGUGCAAUGUAUUUGUUUUGUAAUUAGAUAAUUAUGCAAUUGUCAAAAAAUCCUUUCCUGAAUUUAUUAUACCUCUCUAAUCUCUUCAACAAAAAAACAUAGCCUUAUAUCGAAAAAGAUUAGACGAAAUUGUUUAAACUAAAAUAUCUAAUACUAAUCUUAAUAAAAAAGAGGAAGUCAAAAAUAUUGAAAGAAGAUAUAUCAAUGAAAUUGAAGUCAAAUAAAAAACAUAAAACUCAGUCUAAGAACAAUCCUCCCCUAUUCUCAGGUCCACCUUAUAACCAAAAAUGACUAAAUAAUAAAUGGUUGAAUAAAAUUUGUCAAUUGCAGAUUAACAUACAAAAUCUGAUAUAGCAACUGGUAAAAAUGAAGAAUUCAAUAUGCUCAAAAUGGCUGGAGAAAACUUCUAAAAAUGUUUGAUUAUCAGAGUUGAAAAAUAAUUUGAAUAAUUUUAGCCUGCAAAACCCAAGAGUAAGACUCCUUAUUUUAGUAAACAUCAAAAAGACAUUAAAGAUCUACUUGAAUAAAUUAGAAGACAUCAAUUACCUUAAGUUUAAUAAAAAGAACCAAUUGUAUUUAAUUAACAACAAGAAGAAGAUUUACAAAACAAUAAUCUGCCAUUCCUAACCAUGACCAAACAAUAACUAAGAAUUAUUAAUCCUUUAAUUUAAUAAAAAGUGGAAAUACUCAAAUAAUGUCUAAGUCGCCAAUCUCAUACAUCUAUUUCGAAAUCUAAAUCUUUAUGUUAAACAACAGAUCAAUUUUAUAAAGCUAAAGCAUAACAAGGAUUUAUACUCACUGAUACUAUCUUUCCUUACAAACCAGUGCAUAGUACUAAAAAUAGCAAUAAUUAACAUUAUAGUAAUUUUAAAGUUUUCUAGAGAAAUAAGACAACACAAUAAAGUCAAAUAUAAAAAAGAUCAUGUCAAGACAUUACAGACACUAAUUUUUUUAGUUCUUAGCCUACAGUCUAAUUCACAUGA
Molecule: messenger RNA, 2103 nt
Organism: Paramecium tetraurelia
Lineage: Eukaryota; Ciliophora; Oligohymenophorea; Peniculida; Parameciidae
Exons: 5
Source: RefSeq, a predicted model, not a curated record